GGUUCCCAUAGGUAAAUGCUUGUGCAUAUACUACCGAAAGAGGCGACUGGCAUAUCCAAAAUGCACAGCUGUGUUUCGAUCUCCCUUCGCCCCAACAGACACUGCCAGAUACUCUAAACAGGCUGCGGCUGGACACGCAGACGAAUCGAGGCUCUGCUUGGUUCACUCGAAUAGCCAUGGCCAACACCACAGCCACUGUCACCAGUGCUCGUCAGCUCGUUACCAAAGAAUUUCCGACAGUCGUCCAAGCUCCGAAGUCUACCCCCCAUUAUCUCGAAUCUAUUUUUCCGAUCACCUUCUCUACGAAGUUAUCCGCAUCUAUAGCACCUUCAGCGUCAUCGGCUCAUCCCUUACGUUGCCCGAGAUCAUAUGGCUUUAGGCCUCGCUGUUUCGCCGGCUGCUAACACCCUUGACGAGAAACCAAACAUCUCCAAGAAGAAAUCCUCUGUUAGAUUCAAAGACUCGCCACGAUGGAAGCGAUUGCGGUCAAGCGAUCCACCGAGGCUUUUUCAGCCACCGCCAGACAUCGCCAAUCCUUGCCCCCCACUACCACCCAUUGCGUCUUCGGGACGUCUUAGCACAGUCACUACGAAGAUCGGAGACGCCAUCGGUCGGUUCCGGAAGGAGCCCAUCCAGCCGCAGAGCCCCAAGCAGUAUGGCGAAAGCAUUCUGCACGACGAGCUCGAAGACACUAAACCCCGAGAUACCAGACUCGCAAUUAAAGAGAACGACGUCCUCAGGGUUGUUUUGGGGCACAAAUCGUUCUCGAUGCGGGGCGUGGACAUCGCGUUGACGGAUUUCCCUUCCCUUGACAGUCUAGAGGUUUACGGUGUGGACGAGGAACAGUCUCGCACAUUGUGGACGAAGGAGAUACAUCGCUUGGUUACGUAUGUCAAUGAUCCGGACCAGAAACUUAGGUUCUCAAGCCCAACUUUCCUCAGGGAAGGCUCUCCCGAUGCCUAUUGCCGUCUUUCGUCUCUCGCCAAACGUAUCCUGGAUUGCAAUCACAUAAGAGCCUACGACAAUGAAGCACUAUAUGCUGCGCAUCAUGAGGACCUUCGAGAUACAGAGGACCAUGAUAAAUACCAGAUACAUCUCACUCGGUUGGAGCGCGCUACCAUGGAUGACAAUCUGACGGACGGAGAAAGCCGGAUUGAUAUAUUUGCUCUUGUGGACUACCUCACUGCAAGCUUUGCCCGCUUUCUCUGCCAAUCCGCGCACGGCUCCGAAUGGCACAACCAUGUCCUUGCAUUGCUCUCUACUUGGUCGACGGCGGUGAAGGUCAUCUCGGAGCGGCCAUCUACAUUCGCACGCCUUGCUCUGGACACGGCGGCAGAUCGGAUUCAAAAGGCCGAGAACAACGAUCGAAAACAGAUGCUCUCGGAAGCAACCGGCGUGGAAAAAGGCCAGGAGCUCCUCAGGGAAAUACUGAAGUUCAGAUAUUUCAAACAGAGGCGGAGACUCCGGAAGCUUGAGAGUUCACUCACCCAGAUGCUGCUGAAUUUGAUGGAUUAUAAGGACGACGUCGAAGACUGUUUGACCAAGUACGAGCUCUGUUCCGUUGUUUACGAAACCGGAUUCGAAGGCUUCCAAACGCUGCUCUCCCAAGUGGCAAAUGGUGAAUUGAUGGGAACGUCAGCCCCGGCAUGCCUGAAUAUUGCACACUCCGCCUGUGCGAUUCUGAAUGAAAUCGUGGAGACUGUCCGGAAAGAUCCCCAUCGUCCUCCUCCGCCCAGGAAACCUGUCGAAUCGCCGCUCGAGACCAAGUUUCGUUGGGUGUACAACGACAACGAAGAGCAGGAAAGUACAGACAUCCAGGCUCGUUCGCUCAAUGGAAAGACAGUCACACCGAACGAAAUGUCUCUGGAAAGCAUGGAAGACAUCAUCACCAUCACCAUACCGAUCCUGUUGACGACACCGUGGAUCGUUUCGGAGAUCUUUGAUGCCAUCAACGUGUUUGCUCACACUUGCGAGGGGGAGGAGCCAACACGAUAUUAUGCAUCGACAAAGUUCAAGGCAUUCUUUCGAAUGUACACCAACCUCUUCGAGAGUUCGAGGAACAGUCAAGGCAUGUACGUUUCCUCGCUCUCCAGGGGAUUAAUGACUCGAGACAAGCUCCUUGCCGGACCAACGAUCGCCCUCGGACCUGAAUCGACGAAAAAUAUGUGUGAAACGACUCCCCCCAAUAAUUCUCGCCUCAUCGAUGCUACCAGUAUGGCAAAGGCGGGCCGCACGAUGGAUGAGUGGAUUUUCGAUGAGAAGGCGGUGAUAGUUCAAUGCCCACUCUACGUGUGGAGCGUCAUCACCGCGGCCUCGAUCCUGGUUAUUGGUGGCAUGGUCAUAGGCUUCACGGUCAAAGGUCGAAUCGCAGCGGUCGACCCGUUCAAUAUCACUACCUACUGCUGGGUUCUUGCCGCCUUUCUUGUGCUGAUCUGCAAAAGCGUUCGAGUCGAUAACUGGUCAUGGCGAGACUUCCUCCACUUCAGAGUACAGUGCCGAAGCGUCAGUGAACUUCACGAUGUCAGCGGAGUGCCCGAGCAGCUCAUAAUCGCCAAGCUCCUCCACGAGGAGCACACGACAAUUCUGCGCACACGUGGACCAUACAAUUCGGCGUUCAAACGGAAAGCCGACGAUGGCUUCUCCAUUGACGUUCCGCUCACCAUGUGGACGAUGCUGCUCAGUGGACUGAUCAUGGUGCAGGUGAUGAGGCCCAGCGGCCGCGCACUCGCUUGCUUGGAUGUUCGCCGCGGAAAAAAGUAUACGUGCGUCAUCCAUGACAGCAAUCCAAGCAGCGCAUCGGAGUUGUUGGUCUGCAUUGAUCCGGUGACUUCGCACCAGGGCCGCGGUAGGGGGAAGAAACAGCUCUUUUCGCUUCAUGUCGAGAAGUUGGAGUGGAGAAAGGUCCAGGGACUGUUCAACAUGCAGAAUGCGGAGUUUAUGUGAAGAUGCGAGUGGGCUUGGAUUAUUGACUGCUUCCUAUGGCGUUUCAAAUGUGGGCUUUAUACUGGGGGGUUUGAACUCUGGAGUUUGGAAUUUGGGUUUUGGGUUACUACCAUGUGCAUAAUGGCGUUACAUACCGGUACUCUGCUGUGAGCCCGUGAAGGCCAGACGGAUACUCGGACUCCAGGCAGUGAAUGCGAUGUUACCUAGUGGUUUUACCACCAGCACAA
Tricharina praecox is the source of this 3170-nucleotide messenger RNA. RefSeq lists its product as uncharacterized. NCBI's taxonomy places the organism in Eukaryota, Fungi, Ascomycota, Pezizomycetes, Pezizales, Pyronemataceae. The transcript has 4 exons. The coding region runs from base 370 to 2943 and encodes 857 amino acids. The record is from RefSeq and is a predicted model, not a curated record.